GUGCCGCUGCCAGUUGUGUCGUCACUUCCUUCGUAUGACGCAGCCUAACAUGUAAACACGGAAGCACCGAGUGAAAAACAAAACCGCUGUCACCCGGGGACCCAGCCUGGGGUGAGCCAUGACGCAGCAGCGCGGUGUGAACGGGCUCCGGUUCAACCAGGAUCAAAGCUGCUUCUGUUGUGCCAUGGAGACGGGAGUGAGGAUCUUUAACAUUGAGCCGCUGAUGGAGAAGGGUCACCUCGACCUGGAGCAGGUGGGCAGUGUCGGACAAGUAGAAAUGCUACACAGGUGUAAUCUACUGGCGCUUGUUGGAGGUGGGAGUAAUCCCAAAUUCUCCGAUAUAUCAGUGCUGAUCUGGGAUGAUUCACGGGAUGGAAAGGAUAGGCUGGUUCUGGAAUUUACAUUUACUAAACCCGUGCUCAGUGUACGUCUGAGAUCUGACAAAAUCGUCAUCAUACUGAAAAAUCGGAUUUAUGUCUACUCUUUCCCUGACAAUCCUACCAAACUCUUUGAGUUUGACACCCGAGACAACCCUAAAGGCCUGUGCGAUCUGUGCCCCAGUAUGGAGAAACAGUUGCUUGUGUUCCCGGGACAUAAAUGUGGCAGCCUGCAGCUGGUGGAUCUGUGCAAUGCCAAGCCCAGCAGUUCCUCCGCCCCAUUCACCAUAAACGCCCAUCAGAGUGAACUGGGCUGCCUGGCCGUCAAUCAGCAGGGCACACUAGUGGCUUCCGCAUCCCGCAAAGGCACUUUAAUCCGGCUGUUUGACACCCAGACGCGGGAGCAGCUGGUGGAACUGCGGCGUGGCACAGACCCAGCCACUUUAUACUGUAUCAGUUUCAGCCACGACAGCUCCUUCCUGUGUAGUUCCAGCGAUAAAGGCACCGUGCACAUCUUCGCUCUGAAGGACACCAAGCUGAACCGCCGCUCUGCCUUGGCGCGUGUUGGGAAGGUGGGUCCUAUGAUUGGCCAGUACGUGGAUUCACAGUGGAGUUUGGCCAGUUUCACCGUACCUGCAGAGUCUGCCUGUAUCUGCGCAUUCGGCAAAAACACCUCCAAAAAUGUCAAUUCUGUCAUAGCGGUCUGCGUGGACGGAACGUUUCACAAGUACGUCUUCACCCCAGAAGGGAACUGUAACCGGGAGGCCUUUGAUGUAUAUCUGGACAUCUGCGAUGAUGACAUAUUUUGAGCCGCUAUUGACGUGGCAGCGACUGGGCUGAAGAUACAGGGUCAGGCCUGAUUACAGGAGAACACUGUAUCAGGUCGCUCACGGAGGGGAAUAUAUGGACAUUGGACACUAAUGCUGUGUUCAUGCUGUGGGGGUAAUUCCAAGUUGAUCGCAGCAGGAUUUUUGAUAGCAAUUGGGCAAAACCAUGUGCACUGCAGGGGAGGCAGAUAUAACAUGUGCAGAGAGAGUUAGAUUUGGGUGGGUUAUUUUGUUUCUGUGCAGGGUAAAUACUGGCUGCUUUAUUUUUACACUGCAAUUAAGAUUGCAGAUUGAACACACCCCACCCAAAUCUAACUCUCUCUGCACAUGUUACACCUGCCCCCUGCAGUGCACAUGGUUUUGCCCAAUUGCUAACAAAAAUCCUGCUGCGAUCAACUUGGAAUUACCCCCAUGCUGUAUUAUUAUUAUUGUAUAUAGGAUGGCAUUGCUUGUAUGUAUUCUAAAUGUUUCUUAGUAAUAAAGGAGUUUAAAGACA
Molecule: messenger RNA, 1700 nt
Organism: Pseudophryne corroboree (corroboree frog)
Lineage: Eukaryota; Metazoa; Chordata; Amphibia; Anura; Myobatrachidae
Gene: WDR45
Product: WD repeat domain 45
Exons: 11
Coding region: 119-1186 (355 amino acids)
Biological process (GO): protein localization to phagophore assembly site; protein lipidation; nucleophagy
Cellular component (GO): cytosol; extrinsic component of membrane; phagophore assembly site membrane
Molecular function (GO): protein binding; phosphatidylinositol-3,5-bisphosphate binding; phosphatidylinositol-3-phosphate binding
Source: RefSeq, a predicted model, not a curated record